UCAUAGACCAUCUCGAGCAUAUGUAAAGUCCAGAUUCUCGAUAUACCGAUCGACGACCGCGUCGCGAAACCUAUCACCAAGACCCUCGGCAAUGCUGUGCGCUUUCAACGUGUAUUCUCUCAGAGUCAGGCAGUCGGGGUCGGGAAAGCGCCCCAUCUUCAGCGUCCGGUAUUCUCGCGCCGCGGUGUUGAACUUGUGCCGAGACGUCUUGGUGUACCGCUUCCGUAGGGCUUCGCAUGCUUGCGAGAAGUUGUUUUGUUGGGUUUCGCAGAGGCCCAUAAAGUAUUUUAGCGCUGGCCCGGUGAGGUGCGUCUCUAGGGUCAACACUUUUAUGAAUUCUUUGUUAUCGUCGUCGCGGAUGUCGGAGGAUGCAUCGUCGGCGAUUAUCGUGCAGGCUUUGAUCCAUUGCUCGAUGUUCUCGCCUAGGGAGUCGCCGGUGAAUUUGCGCAUUUUGGGGACAGGUGUUGAGGAGGGUGGCUUUGAUGGCAUGGGAGGCUGCAGGUUUUCUGUGGUUCGGCUUUUUAAAGGCGAUGGGUCCGGUGGGCAAAUCUUGGAUGGUACGUGUACUGAGUUCAAGGGUUGAUGGUGGUGAGUGCCUGUCGCUUGCCGCUCAGCCAGCCUGGCAGCAAAGCAACAUCAAGCAUCCUUUUGAUUUCCUCUGCCAACAUCCACGCAACCAAACUUAGCAGUAGCGCUGUACUGGUGGGAAAUAGCAGUACUUUCUUGCCUUCUUUAGGGUUAUUUUCUUUUACGCCGUUUUGUUUCUAACGAAAUCACAAACAUCCCGUGUUACACAAACUUUUUUAAAUUUGCAAACUCUUCUCCUCUUUAACAUGUGGAGUUUAAAAGCCAG
This is a messenger RNA of Aplosporella prunicola CBS 121167, 853 nucleotides long. RefSeq lists its product as uncharacterized. The record is from RefSeq and is a predicted model, not a curated record. Bases 92 to 583 code for a protein of 163 amino acids. The transcript has a single exon. NCBI's taxonomy places the organism in Eukaryota, Fungi, Ascomycota, Dothideomycetes, Botryosphaeriales, Aplosporellaceae.